Tarenaya hassleriana is the source of this 2727-nucleotide messenger RNA. RefSeq lists its product as uncharacterized. The record is from RefSeq and is a predicted model, not a curated record. Lineage: Eukaryota; Viridiplantae; Streptophyta; Magnoliopsida; Brassicales; Cleomaceae. The transcript has 9 exons. Bases 834 to 2516 code for a protein of 560 amino acids.
CUCUCUCUCUCUCUCUCUCUCUCUCUCUCUCAAGAGAACUUUUUGAAACUUUUCAAAGCUUGUUUUUUUUCGCUUUUUCACGAGCUCCUUUAGGGUUUUCCUGAGCUAAUGUUACAGUGCCCACUGCCCAUCUCCUUUAACCAAAGCUUAUUUCUUACUUUUUUUCGCUCUUUCUGUGUACCGAGCCGGGAAAUGCUUGUCGGUGCGUUGUGUUCUUUUGCUCCGACGAAGCUAAUUCUGUUUGUUUGCCGGGAAAAUUGUGCGUUUCUGUGAUUUUGCCCGGAUCCGAUCGGAGAUGACUCGGCUCUAGUUUGGAUUUUUGGUGGGUGAUUUAGGGUUCUUUAAUGAAGCAAGGGGCUUGUUGCUAAAAAAGGGGAGGGAAGAUUCUGUUUGUUUCAGAUAUUCGGGGGCUUGCUUUCUCCUUUUCCACUCCAAAUGUUGUAUUUUUAUUUUUUGGUUGAGUAAACUUGUAUGUGAAGGGAUUUGCGUUGAACGAAUAAGCGUGACCGGAUUUACUGCCUAGCCGUUUUAAUCUCCGUGCUUCUGCUACUGUGUUGGUAUCUUCUAUCUCUGCUUUUUUGGGGAUUUCUGCGGAUAAUCUUGUGGAAUUAGCUUUCUAGCCUCGUCCAUUGCUGGUGAUCUGAUCAUUGGAUCGAGGCCAUGGAUGGGAAGCUUGUUUCUUUGAGAUAUAAGGGUCUGCAGAUUCGUGAUUAUGGUUAUCAAAGUCUGUUUCUUUCGAUCGAAACCUAAUGGCAUGUGGGUUGGUGUGAAUCCGAGAAAGGAAGGAAGGAAGUGGUGGGUUUUGCGAUUUAUCUAGGGUUGGAUUUUCAGAGAUGGAAGAUAUCGGGUUGGUGAAGCAAGGUUGGCAAUGGCUGCAAUCUCAGAAACAUGUGUACUGUCAUGCUUGCACUGCCGUACGAUGUGUCGGGGAGAAGACAGGGGCUCUUGUGGAGCGUCACUGGCCACUUGUGUGCAGUGGAUGCGGGAAGCUAUUAGGGCUGUUUCGUUUGUCGUUGGUUUACUGGAAAGACUGCAUUUUGAGGGGUUUCCAGUCUAGUGCUAAAUUGGGUUCGGCUGCUUUGCUCGUCAUCAUGUGGAGUUGCUUCCUUAGCCUGACUUCGAUUUCUUGCCUGGUUUAUGUGCUGAUCAGUAUGGGAACUGCUGGUGCCAUUGUCCUGUACUUGGGUUGCACUCCUGGCCUCUUCAUAGUUGGGCUAUUCGGCAUUUUGAUUUUGUGGAUGUACGCUAACUUUUGGAUUACGGGAACUUUAUUUAUUGUUGGAGGAUAUUUAUUUUCCUUGAAUCAUGCACGACUGGUGGUUCUGAUGGCAACUGUGUAUGCAAUGUACUGUGUCAAAGUCAGGCUUGGAUGGGUUGGUGUGUUUCUCUCAAUUAAUCUUGCGUUCUUAUCCAACGACAUAUUCAAUUGUCUUCUUCAAUGGUGUGACAAUGUAAGCGAGAAAACGCAACCGGAGGAGCCAAAGAAGCCCGAAACAGUUAUCGAAGACGAAUACCCGGGAAAGUUUGAAUAUUCUUCUGUUCCUGUUGAAGAUGAGAAACCACCGGAGAAGAAGGUCCAUGAAAACAAGUCCACUAAGCCGGCUUCUAGUUCUACUGUUGUUAAUACCGUGAAGGAGAUAUGUAGUGUCAAGAUUGUCAAAGUAGAAUCAAGUUCGGAGGACGAGAUGAAAAGAAUACUGAAUUGUUUGGAUCAUUAUGAAGCCUUGGGGUUUUCUCGGCAUAAGAAGAUCGAUCCUUCUCUGCUGAAAAAAGAGUACAGAAAGAAGGCCAUGUUGGUUCAUCCAGAUAAAAACAUGGGAAGCCCUUUAGCAAGCGAAUCGUUCAAGAAAAUUCAAUGUGCCUAUGAGGUUCUUUCUGAUUCUGUCAAGAAGAGAGAUUAUGAUGAACAAUUAAGGAAGGAAGAAUCUAGAACCAGAAGUGUCUGUCAGAAAUCUCAUGCUUCAACGCACCAGAAUGGUCCCGAGUAUCGUUCAGAAGAAUCGAGGCGGAUACACUGUACAAAAUGUGGGAAUUCUCACAUAUGGGUGUGCACCAACAGAAGUAAGGCAAAGGCGAGAUGGUGUCAGGAUUGUUGCCAAUAUCAUCAAGCUAAGGAUGGCGACGGAUGGGUCGAACAUAAAGGAACUUUAGCAUUCGAAAGAGCCCAUAAGAUGGAAAUCCCACGAGCCUUUGUUUGUGCGGAGAGCAAGAUCUUUGACGUCUCGGAAUGGGCUAUUUGUCAGGGAAUGGCGUGUAGACCAAACACACAUCGACCCAGUUUCCAUGUGAACAUGGUUGGAUUGGAGAAGACGACUCAGAGAUCAAACUCGAGCAGAUUCCCGUGGGAUCUCGACGUGGAGAUGAUGGAUGAAGACGAGGAGGAGUUUGAGUUAUGGCUUCAACAAGCUCUGGCCUCAGGUCUCUUUUGCGAGACCUCGAAACGCAGAAAAAGCUGGAGCCCUUUCAAGUUGGGUCAGAGCAAAAGCAAGAAACAAUGGCGAAGAACUUCGACAUGAAAAAGGAUUUAAACAAAUGGCUGUGAUCCUUUCCCCACGGAGCGGAGGAGGAAAGAGACGAAGAACAAGAGGAACUGAAAAGUGUUUUGGUUCUUCACUGUAAGUAGAAGAAUUUGUCCCCUUGUUUUUUAAGCAAUGGUUGUCCUGAAAGAACAAGACAGAAGAAAACCAAAACUAGUUUUUAGUGAUGUGUACAUUUUUAUUUAUGGCA